AUGUGGAAUUCUUCGCCGACUUCGCCAUUCGAGCUGCCUAUUACCUUAACCUCCCCCGUAUCAGGCCCUGUGCCCCUCCCACGCAUCGUCGAGCGCUGGACUGUCCCACGGAGCAACUUCGUCCAUAAGAAGAGCAAAGAGAAUUUCGAGCGGAUAACCAUUCGGCGCUUAGUCCAGAUCAAAGAUGGGAACCCGGAAGCAGUCCAGGCGUGGCUGGCUUUCCUCCGCAAGCAUGCCUUCUACGGAGUUGGUAUGAAGGCUAACGUCUGGGAGCAUGAUAAUCUGGAUGCCGGGAAAUCAAUGGACAAAUCUCUUCCAGAAGUCGAGAAAACGCUUGCUCCCCAUCUAUCUCUAUUUGGCCAUCGACAAGACAACUCGGCCAAGCAAUCGAUAUUCGAUACAUUGCAGAGUGACCGAUUCGCCGAACGCAAGAAUAUUUGA
Messenger RNA from Penicillium chermesinum, 441 nucleotides. Its product is annotated as mitochondrial 37S ribosomal protein uS10m. The transcript has 2 exons. The record is from RefSeq and is a predicted model, not a curated record. Gene Ontology annotation, cellular component: small ribosomal subunit; mitochondrion; ribosome. Gene Ontology annotation, molecular function: structural constituent of ribosome. Bases 1 to 441 code for a protein of 146 amino acids. Gene Ontology annotation, biological process: translation. Lineage: Eukaryota; Fungi; Ascomycota; Eurotiomycetes; Eurotiales; Aspergillaceae.